AUUUCUCUUCUGCCACUAUUUCAGUUGAAGAACAAUGGCUUCUCCCGUCUCUCUUCACUACCUGAUUAACACAUUCAUCUCCAAACCUCAGGGUUUCUGCAACGGAAGUAUCUCAGCACCAAAACCCAGAAGCAACUUCGUAAGAGAGAGACAAAACAGUGUAAAACCCAUCAAAGUUGCUUCUCUGGAGACACAACCUUUCCCUCUGUUUCAGUCUCCUGCUUCUGAAGAAUCCUCCUUAUCCGAGUUGGAGCCAGCAGAUCCUGAUUUCUACAAGAUUGGGUAUGUUAGAAGAGUGAGAGCUUAUGGAGUUGAGUUUAAGGAAGGCCCUGAUGGUUUUGGUGUCUAUGCUUCUAAGGAUAUUGAACCUCGUCGCCGUGCUAGAGUGAUAAUGGAGAUUCCUCAUGAGUUGAUGAUAACAAUCAGACAGAAGCACCCUUGGAUGUUUUUCCCUGACAUUGUUCCUAUUGGUCAUCCCAUUUUCGAUAUCAUCAACUCAACGGAUCCUGAGAGAGAUUGGGAUCUCAGGUUAGCGUGUCUUCUGCUAUUCUCAUUUGAUCGAGAAGAUCAUUUCUGGAGACUCUAUGGAGAUUUUCUGCCUGCUGCUGAUGAGUGUAGCAGCUUGCUUCUAGCUACUGAGGAAGACCUUGCGGAGCUUCAAGAUCCUCAGCUAGUUUCAACUAUUAGACAACAACAGAAAAGAGUCUUUGAAUUUUGGGAAAAGAAUUGGCAUUCUGGUGUUCCUCUCAAAAUCAAAAGGCUUGCUGAAGAUGCAGAAAGGUUUAUAUGGGCGGUUAGUAUUGCGCAGACAAGAUGCAUUAGUAUGAAAACUAGGGUCGGUGCGUUGGUUCAAGAUUUGAACAUGAUGAUUCCUUAUGCUGACAUGCUAAACCAUUCGUUUGAACCAAACUGUUUCCUACAUUGGCGUCCCAAAGAUCGCAUUCUUGAGGUCAUGUCAAAUGCUGGUCAGGCAAUUAAGAAAGGCGAAGAGAUGACCAUUAACUACAUGCCUGGUCAGAAAAACGAUAUGCUUAUGGAAAGAUACGGUUUCUCCACUCCUGUGAAUCCAUGGGAUGCUAUACCGUUCUCUGGAGAUUCUCGUAUCCAUUUGAAUUCCUUUUUAUCAGUCUUCAACAUUUUCGGUCUUCCAGAAGAAUAUUACCAUGAUAGUAAGUUUGUUACAUUAGUAUCCACACUAUUGGAGAAAUGAGGAGCAAUGUUAGUUACUUAUUGUGUUG
Molecule: messenger RNA, 1238 nt
Organism: Eruca vesicaria subsp. sativa (arugula)
Lineage: Eukaryota; Viridiplantae; Streptophyta; Magnoliopsida; Brassicales; Brassicaceae
Source: the annotation of a GenBank genome assembly